Rhodofomes roseus is the source of this 783-nucleotide messenger RNA. RefSeq lists its product as uncharacterized. The transcript has a single exon. The annotation marks the transcript as partial. Lineage: Eukaryota; Fungi; Basidiomycota; Agaricomycetes; Polyporales; Fomitopsidaceae. The record is from RefSeq and is a predicted model, not a curated record.
AUGUGGUUACGAAAGUACUUACAGAUAGGCGAGGACCGGCCCACAUGGGCAUACAUAGUCGAUGUCAUCAUGGCAAUCAAUGUAACAAGAGACGCGGGUAAAAUAAGAAGAGACGCACAAUUGAACACGUAUCUCCAAUCAUGGGGACCAGCAACCAAAGGGAAGACGCGACUUCCAAAGUAUCUACAAACAAUGAUGGCGACGGGGAAAAAAUAUAAUGUCAGCUUCGCAGCAAUCAAACUCGAUAGGAGAUUGAAAGAAGAACUACCAGUGUGGUACCACCUCGGAGCAACAAAACAACUACGAAGAUUAAACAACACCAAAGUCAGCGACUGCCUGAGACAGAAGCAUGGUGUACAUGUGAUAGCGAACCUACUGAAGGUAACAGAAACGCAUAUACCGAUAAUAAACGGGCAAAUGGGAAGCGAGGCACAGAUAGAGAAUGAAUGUGAAUGCGAUAAAUGUGAAGACUUAAGAAACAAAGGGUGUAAACACCCAGAAACAUGCCGACAAGCAGCAGCUAGAAUACUAGGCCUUAUAAGGCCGAAGUGGCACCCAGAGAACGAAAACAACGACGGACUCUCCCUCACACACAGAAGAAAGGAGAAGAACCAACAAGCCGUUGAGAACGAAGAGGCAACAACGUUUGACCCGUCAGUAACGUCCAGAGAUGGCAUAGCACAAGCCUUCAGGGCUUUUGUCAACCCCACAACACACGACAAGCCGCCGGCCAUAAGACGAGGAAGAGCUAGGAACGUCCCAGAGGAAGAGACGACGGCAUAC